AUGGAAAAAAGAACAGAAUGUGCAUAUACAUCACUUUUUACAAAUUUAAAAGUAAAACAAGGAGUGAUAAUAACAAAGUUUAUGUCAGAUUUUGAGUUGUCUUGUAGAAAUGCAAUAAUUAUGGUUUAUAAAGAAGUUACCUUGCUUGGCUGUUGGUUCCACUUUAAACAGGCCAUUUUUAAAAAGGUCAGUAAGUUGGGACUUUCCAAAAUUUACACAAUAGAAACAAAAGUCAACACGUUUAUAAGAUCUCUUUUCGCUUUACCAUUUCUUAGGCCACAAGAAAUUGUCGAAACUGUUCAAGAACUAUUUGAAACCAUCGAUACAAUUGACACUUCAGAAGUAAAUAAAGACAAAUUGAAAUUAUUGAUGACUUAUUUUAACAAAGUGUGGAUUGUACGUUAUCCCCCACCCGAAUGGAACCAAAGUUUGGAUUUGUUGAUGAAAACGAACAAUUGGAGUGAAUCAUUUCAUUCUUCAUUUUCUCGAAAAUUUUACAGAACACACCCAAACGCAUUUGUUUUAGUUGAAAAACUUAAAGAAGUUGAAAGAAAAGUUGAAGUUGACUUUAAUUCAUUUAUUAAUGGAAAACUUAAAAAACAAACCAAUAAUUACUAUAAUAAAUACAACGAAGAAUUAUCAGAAUUGCUCACCAAAAGAAUGAAUUUGUUUGGAAAUAAUAAAUUAUUAUUUUUAGAAAAAGUGGCAACAAUUCCUUUAAAAAUCAUUAUUUCGUUAAAAAAAGAUAUGGUUAACCAGAAAGUUGAUGUAAUCGACGAUGUACAAAACGUUCUCAAUGAAACCUCAAUACGUGAUGUCGAAGAAAUUGAUUCAUUAAUAUCAGAUGUAGUUGAUGAACCCGAUUUCAAAAUGGGAAUAUUCAAUCAUUCCAACAUUGAAAUUACAGAAUGUUCAAAAGAAAAACAAUUUAAUAAAAUGAAAAUAUUAACAAAAAUGAAAAUUAAAAAACGCAUUCAAGAAAUCCAAAAAAUAACACACAAUUCUCAAAAACCAAGAAAAAGAAUAACUGUUAAAUUAAAUAGUAAAGACAUCGAAAAUAUCGUAAGUGAACUUGAUAACAUUUCAGGAAUCCCUUUCAUUCAAACAAUGGAAUCAUCUACAGUUCAUUUUAAUAAGGAAUGUCAAACAAUAGAAAGUUCUUCGUUGAUAAACAGUUCCGUGACUAACAUGGAUGAUAGUAAAAGUGAGUUAUCAAGUAAGAAAAAAAGAAAAACUACAAUAAUUGGAAAACUAAGAAAAAUGACUUAA
This is a messenger RNA of Entamoeba invadens IP1, 1269 nucleotides long. RefSeq lists its product as hypothetical. The record is from RefSeq and is a predicted model, not a curated record. The transcript has a single exon. NCBI's taxonomy places the organism in Eukaryota, Evosea, Mastigamoebida, Endamoebidae. The coding region runs from base 1 to 1269 and encodes 422 amino acids.